AGCAGCUUGAAGCGGAAAGCGCGAGUAUGUCUGCUGUCUGGAGGUAUUAUAAAGUUGAUGACAACAACAUUGCCAUAGCAAACUGUGAGAUAUGUAAACUUGGGAUUGCAAGAGGUGGAAAGGAAAAGGCUACAUUUAACACAACAAACCUAAUACGGCACCUCAAAAACAAACACCCGACACAAUACAGCGAGUUUACCCAGGCAACCCAGCCGAAGACGAGUCAGCUCACGCUGCAGGAGAGUUUGAAGAGAAGAGAAAAAAUGCCCCGUGACAGCGCGAAGGCACAGGACAUCACAGCCAAGAUAGCACAAAUGAUCGCAAUGAGUGACCUGCCAUUCGCCUUUGUAGAGAACCCUGGAUUUCUUAUGCUUAUGGAGCACGUAGAACCUCGAUUUGAAAUGCCGUCUCGCCACUAUUUCACCGAGAAAGCUCUGCCAGCUCUUUAUAAGAAGAUUUCUGACAAACUACUUGUCCUGUUAUCAGAUGUACCCUAUGUUUCGUUCACCACAGACAUCUGGAGUUCAUCCGUAGCUCCCAUGUCUCUACUAAGCCUUACCGCACAGUGGAUUGACUCAAGUUUUGUUUUACGCCGUGCGAUCCUACAUGUACAGGAAUUUCGCGGAUCGCACACCGCAGAGCGCAUCCAGCAAUCGGUGGAAAAGAUGAUAAACAACUGGGGAAUUGACAAGCAACGGGUCCACGUAAUUUUGCGUGACAACGCGGCAAAUAUGAAGAAAGCUAUGAGGGAUAUGGGGGUGCCGAGUGUGGGCUGUGUCGCCCAUUCCUGUCAACUCUGUGUGCAUGAGGGCCUGCUGUCUCAGCGCAGCGUGACAGAGACCCUGGCCAACGCAAGGAAGAUUGUAGGCCAUUUUAAACACUCCCCGUUGGCCUACUCUCGACUAGAAGACAUACAGAUGGCCCUAAAUAUGGAUAUCAAGCGCCUACAGCAAGAUGUACAGACACGAUGGAACAGCAGCCUCUACAUGCUGCAGAGCCUACUGCAACAAAAACGUGCUCUUAGUGUCUUUGCAGCUGAGUGCACUCUACCAGCAACACUGACAGUUCACCAGUGGGAGCUGAUGAAUAAGACUGCUGAUCUGCUAUCCCCCUUUGAAGAGCUGACCAGGGAUGUGAGCAGGGAGACUGCAACUGCAGCUGAUGUGAUCCCUGCCAUAACAGUCCUCAGACGUGUUCUGUCUCGGGAGGAUGAUGAUGACCAGGGAAUAAAAACAAUGAAGAGGACUCUGCUGGAGGCAGUGCUUCAGCGCUUUGCUAAUGUUGAAACUGAGCCACUCUUCUACAUCGCCACUCUUCUAGAUCCCAGAUACAAAGAUGGGCAAGUAUAGUAAAAUUAAAAUGCACCUUUUGUACAUCAUGUUUAUAUAAAGUCAAGUCAUCACCAGACACCAGUAUUAAGCCAAUUUAUUUUUUACUUCCUUUUUAAUUUAGUUUUGGGUAAUUUAGUUCUAAGGUUAGAUUUUUUUUUAUUGUUUAAUAACUGAGUACAUGUGUAGGCAGUUGCCUAACUGAAGAGCUGUGCUAUGUGGUGUCUCUUGUCUUAUUGUUUUGAAUUGUGUGUUACUUUUAUCUGUUUCUAGCUUUUUCACAAUGUCAGCCAACCUGUUGCUUGCAAAGGAACACCUUAUCCAGGAGGUGGCAAAGACAGAGGGAAGGAGGGCUGUCAGUGUAGUGCCAGAGGAAAAUGAGGCUGCAGCAGAGCCAGUGAGCAAGGCACCACAUCAUGAAGCAUGUAGCAGCCUGGACAUCGCCUUUGAGGAAAUCUUACAAGAGAGGCAGUCACAGGGAUGGUCCGUGAGUACCACAUCAGCAGAAACUCAAGUGCAGACCUACCUCUCAGAAAAAAACACCCCUAAGAAAAGCGACCCACUUCAGUACUGGAAAGAACAUGCUAAUCAGUUUCCCUCUAUGGCUGCUGUUGCAACCCAGUAUCUCAGUGCCCCCUGCAGCUCUGUGGACAGUGAGAGACUUUUUAGUGCCGUUGCAAACGUCCUUGAUGAGAACAGAAACAGGCUCAAACCUGACAAUGUAGAGAUGUUAGUUUUCAUUAAGAAAAACAUACAUUUCCUUCUGUGAAACGUACUACUGUGAUGACAGUUAGGAGUGCAGUUCCUAAAAGCACAUUACUGUCUUUGCAAACACUGUGGCACUUUUAUUUUUUUUUAUUUGUUUACAUGCCUGCCAGGUAUUUUAAGUUGAGGUGCUAUUUGUUUUUAUAUUAGACUUUUUUUUAUAUUUACUGUUGCACUAAUCCAAAAGUGAAGAAUUUAUGUUAUUUAUUACUUGAUUGUUCAAGCUACCUUACAGAAGUGCUCUGUUUGUUAACAGAGUUGUUGAAUGUUAAAAAUAAUGUGAAUUAAAUAAAAAAUAAGGAACAUCCUGGAUCUGUUUCUUCGCUCUUCUUUAUUCUUUUUUUUAUGUAUUAUAGAAGUAUCGGAUCGGGACUCGGUAUCGGUAGAUACUCAAAAUCAAAUGACUCGGACUCGGACUCAAGGGCAAAAAAACCUGAUCGGGACAUCCCUAA
This is a messenger RNA of Brienomyrus brachyistius, 2545 nucleotides long. RefSeq names its product zinc finger BED domain-containing protein 4-like. Gene Ontology annotation, molecular function: DNA binding. The record is from RefSeq and is a predicted model, not a curated record. The transcript is spliced from 3 exons. Bases 27 to 1349 code for a protein of 440 amino acids. Lineage: Eukaryota; Metazoa; Chordata; Actinopteri; Osteoglossiformes; Mormyridae.